AUGACUCUGUCUCAAUUUUUUCUGCGCCGCAUCACUGUCAACAGAAGUGUUUUGCGAAAUAUGGCUACAAAAAUUGGGGUCAUUCAAAUGACAUGCAACGCAGAUAAGCAGCACAAUUUUGAACAAGCAAAACAACUUAUCACAGAAGCAUCUUCAAAAGGAGCCCAGAUGGCAUUUUUACCCGAAUGCUUCGAUUUUAUUGGAACUUCACGAAGUCAGACAUUGAAGUCCGCCGAGCCCAUCAGUGGUCAAUUGAUUUCUGCUUAUCAAAGACUAGCAAAAGAUCUUCACAUGUGGCUAAGUCUCGGUGGAGCACAUCGCAAGGAUCAGCAGGACGAACGAAUAUACAAUACGCAUGUGGUUAUUGACGCGCAGGGUCAAGUGGCAGGUCUGUACGACAAGGUGCAUCUGUUCGACGUGAAUAUUGAUCGCANCCGAAGUAAGUCACUCAUAUCUAUUCAAUUUUCUAAUUCCAAUUUCGGGAUUACAUUGCUCUCAUUCCAGUGCUACGAUAUGCGUUUUCCAGAGCUGUCCACCUAUUUGCGUUACUCACAGAAGUCUGAUGUACUCACCUAUCCCGCCGCGUUUAGUCUGCCAACCGGCCAGGCAGGUCAUUGGCACACUCUGCUACGAGCACGAGCUAUUGAGAACCAGUGCUAUGUGAUCGCGGCUGCUCAGGAAGGAGUUCACAACGAGAAACGGAGUUCAUACGGUCACAGUUUAGUAUUGGAUCCUUGGGGCAAAGUACUGGCAGAACAGACCACGCCCGGACCUGGUUUGCUCAUGUGUGAAUUAGAUCUGACCCCGUCCGAUCCACUGCACUCUCAGUCUACCCUAACGCGAGUUCGACGUGCAAUCCCCGUGGAACAACACCGUCGGAUUGAUUUAUUCUCUUGUCCGGAUGCAGGUCAUUUAUGUGGUACGUUCAUAAUAUCCCGUUUUCCUUUAACACAACAUUGGUGA
Echinostoma caproni is the source of this 963-nucleotide messenger RNA. The record is from the annotation of a GenBank genome assembly. NCBI's taxonomy places the organism in Eukaryota, Metazoa, Platyhelminthes, Trematoda, Plagiorchiida, Echinostomatidae.